This is a messenger RNA of Eleginops maclovinus (Patagonian blennie), 6871 nucleotides long. RefSeq names its product alpha-1,3-mannosyl-glycoprotein 2-beta-N-acetylglucosaminyltransferase b (gene mgat1b). Gene Ontology annotation, cellular component: Golgi apparatus. Gene Ontology annotation, molecular function: alpha-1,3-mannosylglycoprotein 2-beta-N-acetylglucosaminyltransferase activity. The transcript is spliced from 2 exons. NCBI's taxonomy places the organism in Eukaryota, Metazoa, Chordata, Actinopteri, Perciformes, Eleginopidae. Gene Ontology annotation, biological process: protein N-linked glycosylation. The record is from RefSeq and is a predicted model, not a curated record. Bases 2888 to 4447 code for a protein of 519 amino acids.
UCAGCUUUGUAUUAUUAACUCUUGUUUGGCAUAUCGUGUCUUUAAACUUCUGAUUUCCUUAAUGACAUUUCCCUACUUACUGCAAGAGACUGACUCUUCCUUUCCCAAAUAGCAUUACUUCUCUGAACUCCUCUCGUGGGUUACUUUAAGGCACCCUUUUUUGCCAGUCAGCUUCAAAGUGUACAUAUUGGUCCUUCUGUUGUCAAGUUGAUCAUUUAGAUAAUUGAAAUUCCCCAGAAUGAGUAGUGCAGGAAGAAGAAAAUCCUGUUUGACCUGCCCCGUAUCUUGUUUUACCUGCUGCAUAAGACAAAGUAAUACAUAACACAGUUGUAAAAGGCGGCUAAAACUAGUGCAAUGGUUCUAGAGUUCACCUUAUCUUCUUGGAGGUUCUGUUUCUGUUGUUGUUCAACUUUAUGGUGAUUUUUAUGAUGUAAUUUUGGUUGCUUGUGAACCGUAUUGCAUCAUAAACAGAGGUGUUUCUGUUAAAAAUCAAGCACAACUAUGAAGGUUACACUUUAGGGUCUUCAUUUUAAAGUAAGUGCCUGACACGAGUGUGACAUUACUGCUGAGAGCAUUUUAGAUAUGUUUAAGACCAGAUUCUUUAUCCUCAUUAUUUGUCUAUGAAACAUAAUAGGAGUUCAGGUAUAUAACUGCAGACUAAGUUAUCUGAUCGAGCUUCUCAAUCAUCUCCUGUGUCAGUAUGUGGGACAAAUGUUGAGUAAUGGAGGCAGGGUUCUCUGUAAGGUGGCGGUAAUACAGAGAUAAUCAGUUUCGACAUGUAAAGAGCUGGGCGAGCUGUGAAGCACGGACACAAUCCAUUACUGAUCAGAGGCCUGCUCCUUGUAGUCAAACACCCAUCCUUACAAGAUUACUGAACACCUACAUUUAUCAGCUUUAAUUGGCUUAGGCUUUCCUAACGCUGAGCAGCUUCUGUGGAGGGUUCAGUGUGACCUUCAUCUCUCACUCCUCACUCACACCAGUGUACAACUAAAAAGGAAACAUUGACAGUCACAUCCACACUGCUGACGUUUGAUGUUGACAUGUGCACUGUUUGUUCACGGGGAGAUGGACUUUGAGAAGCUACAUCCUUGAACAUAACAUUACAUUUUUGCACUUUACAUUGUACAUUUAUACUUUAUUUAAUAUUCCAUUCAUUGCACUAUUAUAUAUAUAAUAUCCUGCUUUAUAUUUUGUUCAUGUCAAUAGUGUUUACUUGUCUGACCGUUUAUAGACUAUUGAUCUUCAAAGUCGACUGUAUAUUUAUCUUUUCUCUAAUGCCAGCUCACUUUCAUUUUCAUUUGUAUUUCUAUUUCUUCUUUGAGAUGUCUACACUUGAGCAUUGUUUAUUUCUUCUUUAAUUUCUCAUAAUUUUCUGUGCCUUGUAUUGUUUUAUGCUGCUGCAACACAAACACUUCCCAGUUUGGGAUUAAUAAAGUAAUUCUUAUCUUAAAUCUCAGGUGUAGUCAAACACUGAAGAAAGGACUAUUCGUCCCAAAUGAGUUUUAUGAAGACCGAUGAUCCUAUUUAUUGAGCAGGGUGACACGUCUAUGAAGCUGAUAUAUUAUUGUUGUUGUGGGGUUUUUCGGGAGGAAGGUUUGUUUUUGUCUGAUAAAAUGCAACCAUUUAAUAAUUAUACACAAACAAAAGUUACAUUUUUUUUCAGAGGUGAGUUAAUGCCAUUACCAGUCCUACGAUUCUCUAUAUAGCCUUCUUCAACAUACACUCCUUUUCAAAUACAAUUUGUAUUCCUCUGAAAACUCUUUCAAACCACUAUUUCUUCUAACUUCUAAUAUUACAUUUGAAAGGUUUGCACUGCAUUGUCUCUGUUUGCCUUAGUAUACCUGCCCUCUGUCUGUAAUGCAAUCCUUUUCAUUUUAAAAUCAAUGGACCUUUUAAUUAGUAAUAGGCCAAUUCAUCUGUGGGGUGACUUGAAGUUUAAUAAAAUAAUAUUAGAAAACUUGUUUUCCUCUGUUUAUGUUGUGAUUAAUAUUGUAACAAAUAUAUCUUGUUUAUACAGCCCCGGAAAAAAGUAGGAGACCACUUCAGCAUUAUCAGUUUCUCUUGUUUUAUUUUUUAUAGGUCCAGUUAUAGGUAUAGUCUUUUGAGUUAAAUGUUUUAUUUUUAUUUUAUUGUAUUCUCUACACUGCUGGCAAUUUUUCUCUGUGUUGGAAUUCAACUCACACUGGAAUGGCGGCCAUAGCUACAUGUAGAGAUAAAGAUUUAAGAAAGAAUUGGAGUGGUCUCUUAAUUUUUUAAGGUGCUGUAUAUGCCAAUACAGAUCUGUAGUGUUAUUUAUAGGACAUAAUAAUAUUAUAGUAGCAUUAUUAUUUGCACAUAUUCAUACUUGAAAACAUGAUUAUCUUGUGGGUGCGUUUCACCUCAGUGUCACUUCUUCUUGCAUGCGUGGGAGGGGCUUCUGUUUCUUUAUUUAAAGUUCAUAUGAGCUGUGUUCAUCCUGCUGAUCAUUUGUUCUGCUCUGUUCUCAGGAUGAUGGCUGAAGGGUAAUUUCCAAAGAGUCUCGUUCCCUCAACCCAAAGGGAUCCCACUUCCCCUUUUUUUACUCUCAUCUGCAGUUUUGCAACCCCUCCCUCGGCUGUCCUUGCGUGUCCUAUCUUCGCUAAUUUCCCUUGUCUCUAUGGGACUUCAUGGAAUGCUUGCAUUCCACAGUAGGAUCAUGUGAAUUCAUUUUGAAUUGGACAAUUUUCCUGACACGCUCCUGACUGAAAGACAGAAUAACUUUCACAUUUGAAAAACUGACAAUGUGAUCAGAGAUCAACUUCCUGCCCAUCUGAGAUCGCCUUCACGGUCUCACUUCGGUUCCGUCACUUUGGUUCCCUACCUGCAGCCUUUUCCACAACCCCAUCCCUUUUUCGAGUGUCAUUGGGCCAUGGUUCGCAAGAAAGGUUCUCUUAUACUAUGCGGUGCUUUCCUGUUUGUCGCCUGGAAUGCUCUGCUUCUGCUCUAUCUUUGGGGUCGUCCUCCCAUCGGUGGUCUCGGAGAAGGUGGUGGAGCCGAACCAGGAGGAAAAGAGGAGUGGGGCAUGGGGAAAGGAGGCGGGGUUAACCUGGCAGGGGAGGUGAUCCGGCUGGCAGAGGAGGUGGAAGUCCAGCUCGAUACCCAGAAAAAGCUACUGAAGCAGAUUGAAAGUCACAGAGCAUUGUGGGCCAGGCAGAAAGAUGUCGGGAAAAGAGAAAUGGAGGACAGAAAAGAAGUCAAAGAAGAGGUUGUCCACCAGCCACAGAAGCUUCAGCCUAUCAAGGAUAACGUGGAUGAUACGGAGCAAGCUCAAGUGAAACAAACACAGAGGCCUGUUCACACAGAAGCUUCAGACACUGACUUGGAUCAUCCCCAGGUCAAUGAGCCAAAGGAAGGUAUUGGCGAGAACAAACCGCCGACUUCCCCUGCCACCCCAGAAGUCGUCAUUCCCAUCCUGGUUAUCGCCUGUGACCGUGUGACGGUGAAGCGCAGCCUGGACAGACUGAUACAGUACCGCCCCUCUCCACAACUUCAUCCAAUCAUCGUCAGCCAGGACUGCGGCCAUACUGAGACGGCUCGGGUGAUUGGCUCGUACGGAGAUCAAGUGACGCACAUCCGCCAACCAGACCUGUCUGACAUCAGAGUGCGGCCGGAGCAUAGGAAAUUCCAGGGCUACUACAAGAUCGCCCGGCAUUACCACUGGGCCCUCCAGCAAGUGUUCAACACGCUCUCCCAUUCAACUGUGGUCAUCGUGGAGGACGACCUGGAGGUGGCCCCGGAUUUCUUUGAGUAUUUCCGAGCACUGUACCCGAUCCUGCGCGACGACCCCACCCUGUGGUGUGUUUCUGCGUGGAACGAUAACGGCAGGGACGCCCUGGUGGACCCCUCCAAAGCCGAGCUGCUCUACAGGACAGACUUCUUCCCCGGGCUGGGCUGGAUGCUGCUCAAAGACAUGUGGGACGAACUGGAACCCAAGUGGCCCUCGGCCUUCUGGGAUGACUGGAUGCGUCAGCCGGAGCAACGUAAGGAGCGCUCCUGCAUCCGGCCUGAGAUCUCCCGGACUAUUACCUUUGGCCGCAAAGGCGUCAGCUUAGGUCAGUUCUUCGACCAGUACCUGCGCUACAUCAAGCUUAACACUGAAUCUGUGCCUUUCACCAAACUGGAUCUGUCUUAUUUGCUUAAAGAGAAGUACGAUGAGAGUCUUAUAAAAGAGAUCUACAGCGCCCCCCUGGUGAAGAUGGAGGAGCUGCAGCAAGGGGGCACCCUGAGGGGACCGGGGCCCUUCAGGGUGCAGUACUCGAGCCGCGACACUUUCAAAGUCUUUGCUCGAAAUCUGGGAGUAAUGGACGACUUGAAAUCCGGAGUUCCUCGAACAGGUUACAGGGGCGUAGUGAACUUCCUGUACCGCGGUCGCAGGGUGUUCCUGGCCCCGCCUGAGGGCUGGACGCAUUACGACGUGAGCUGGAGCUGAGGAGCCGAUCCACUCUGAACUAAUGUGAACGGUGAUGAAGAGGGGAGGCAGCCUUACCCAGAGGAACACCCUCUCAGACCAAAGAGUAUCAGAGCAGUGGUUCAUGAAGGAGUCCACCCAGCCUGUGUGUGUGAGGGAAACAAGACGCUCAGCAAGUGCAGCGGCCACACGCACGUUUCAUAACAGCUGCUGGCAACGUGCCUUGCUUUCUGUGCCCAUGUAUUUGGUAUAUUUUUUGCUCCUAUGAAAAACCGGCCAAAUGUAGACUCUGCAUCACACGCAGGCGUUUGGGGAAUUUGGUAGCAGGAAGUCAUUUGAAUUGUCAACAGAAGAACAGGUUUCCAGUGUUGAAUUUUUUUACAGAGGCUAUUGAAAAGACCUUUCAAAUCGUUUAAGGCGCCUAACAAAUGCCAUAUCCUGUGCUGAAGGCCUCCUAUGAAGUGCUGAUGGUCUACAUUAAAGAGAAAGAGAGGAGGACGAAGCUGAGACAUCCACUUUCCAAAUGAGCACGAUCCAUCAGUUUGUUGAGCAGCUCAUCAAAUCUGCUAGAGAAUAUAAAAAGUAACAGAUGUAAGGUGGGAGAAAAUAAAAUGCCAGGUAGAAAUAAAAUAACCACCAACAGGAUUUGAUCAGAUGAAACAUGGAGUCAGUACAGACCAUGUAGGAUUUCUGUUUCAUGUAGCUUACAUAUCCAUCUUCCAGUGGCAGCAGCUCCACUCGGCGAGACGGAGAGACAUCCCCCAGAUUGUUUGACUUCACGGUGUAUGUAUUGAUUUUAAUGAACGAGACCUCUUUGGUGGAAGUAAAAAAAAAAGUGUUGUUACCUUACACACCCCUGUUGAUGGAUCAGCACACCUACACUUCCACAUGACGAAAGCAUCGAUGCUGCUCCGUGCCACUGUGUUAUGAAUGUAUAAAGAAGACAUUGCUUUCCCCAUCCAACAAGUCAUAUCAGGUCUAGCUUGGGUAAAAACGAUACGGAACACUAAAUUUGAUCAAUUUAGUGUUAAUCAGACCACGAAGAAUGAGCUCCCUGCAUAUACCCACGGCCCCUCCCCCUCGAGGGACUUAACUUCACUGGGGGGAUGAUGGUGCAGCUCCGGGGCCGUGUAGAAACCUACAUUAUGUUGCUAAAUGUUACAGCAUUCCUGGGCAAACAGAAUAUUUAAUAUAACCUGAGCGUUGGAGAGUAACAAAGUACAUAGGCUCAAGUACUGUACCAAUGUACAAAAUGUGACGAGCAAAAAAACCAAGAUAAACGAGCGACUAGGCUACAGAUUGUUUGCUUGUUUAUUCUCCUCACAUCCAUUGUGAAUUAGUAUUUCAUAUUAUGAAGCUUGAACAUCACCUCAGCUCUUCAUAACUAUCAUCGUCGGUCAUUUAAAAAGCACUAUUUUCAUCAAUCUACUGUAACAAACAUGCUCUACGAAGCGACUUCGCUGUCAUAUUCAAACUUGGCGGAAGGAAAACAGUGCGGGUGAUGCUGCGUCGAUUAUUUGGACAUGUGGAAGUGGCCGUGUUUAAAUCUAAACUCGGUUGGAAAAACAAAAGCAUCGACUUCGACUGUAUAUCAUUCUUAGUGUGACACAUUUCAUGAGCUGCUCAUCAGAAUCAGCUUUUUUGGCACAGGGCAUUGUGGGUAAACAUGUAAGGACAUGUGUCUGGGUUUAGGUUGCUCUCAAGGUACCUACACACUAGCAGUAGACAAAUAUAGGUUGAAACAAACAUUAAUGAUGAUUAAUUAUUAAUAAUUAAUAAUAAAUAAAGAGUUCUGGGUGGGCAGGUAGGUGGAACCUCAGUGGCUGAGUUGAUAUGAAGUGGGUGGGACCCCAGAGCUCCCUGUGCCCUGCUGUCAGGAGCCCUCACCCCCUGCUGCUGCUCUCUGGGGGCUCUAAUGUGUGAUGUAUUUAAUGUUUCAGCCCGGUUCAGACCCAGCAAUGUGACGGCUGCAGAGUAUUGGCAUCUGCAUCUCACUUUCUAUAAGGGAGUGUGUAAAUGUGUUGAAGGAAAGGGUAAAUAUGAAGGAUGAGAGUUUAAUAGUAAGGAUAUUUUUGAAAAUAUUUAAUGUUCUUAAACUUUUUAACAAGUUUGCAAAAACGAAAAAAAUGAGAUGUACAUGUCACUGAUUUCCUGAUGACACCCCCCGCCCUCCCCCUGCAGCCCUGACCCAGGGUCAGCUGUAAUCACAUGACAUCCAAACAGAGGUUUGGGCAGCUUAGGUUUGUUACAGAACCACUGAUUGUUGGACAGGUGUUAUUUGUUUGUGCUACAUGAAGGCUGUGGAGGAGAGGAGUAUCACUGUACUGUAAACGCUUCGGGAGAUUAUCCACCUGACUGAUGGAGCCCAUGUCUGUAUGGUGAUGUGUAAAACCACUGCCUGUGUUUAUAACUUUAAUACAGUACAAAUAAAAUCAACUAUUUUGA